This is a messenger RNA of Aureobasidium vineae, 1629 nucleotides long. NCBI's taxonomy places the organism in Eukaryota, Fungi, Ascomycota, Dothideomycetes, Dothideales, Saccotheciaceae. The record is from the annotation of a GenBank genome assembly.
AUGUUGACUCUUUUCAUUCUUGUUGCUGUCCCAUUGGCAGCCGCUUAUUACAUCUUCAUCGAGCCUUUAUUUCUGAACCCCAAGAGCAAGAUUCCUGGACCAAAGUUGUUUGCACUCUCUAAAUGGCGUCUGGCCUUGGAGGAAUACAGAGGAAACCGGACAAGAGCUAUACAAGCGCUUCACGAAGAAUACGGUCCAAUUGUGCGCAUUGGUCCUAACGAGGUUCACUGCAACAAUCUCGACGCCCUUCGCACCAUUUACGGAGCCGGAAGUGGUUUUGAAAGAACCUGGUUCUAUCGUAUGUUCGAUGCAUAUGGUAGACAGAACCUGUUCACCUUCUACACAACCAAGGCGCACAGUGAUCGCAAGAAGUUGGUCGCCAACGCUUACUCCAAGUCGCUGAUGCUCAAUGGACCAGCGGCUCGUAUGGUGCAAGAGAAAGUCGCCAAUUACAUGGCACUCAUNCGAGGGAAAGGCGAUCAACCUCACGAAAUCUUCAGCAGCCUUCACUACUUCUCUAUCGAUGCCAUUACCCAUUUUCUAUACGGAUCUUCCUUUGGCGGAACAUCUGCGCUAAACGGCAAUGUCCAACAUCGUGCUCUUCUCAACGACAUCAUCGAUCCAACUCGCCGCUACUUGAGCUGGUUUGCCGUACACUUUCCAACCUUGACAAGAUGGAUGUACUCUCGCGAAGGUCUGACGGAGCGUAUACUCAAGCCGCUUCUGCCCAUGCAGAAGCCUACAACCUAUACUGGAAUCCGCAAGCAUGCCUUAGAAGCCUACCAAAGCUUUGAAAGCGCAGCCAAAACAAACGUGGAUCUAACCACCAAAGAGCCUACCAUCGUAUCACGUCUAUGGAAUUCUCACGAAAGCGUCAAUAAAUCUGGCCGUUAUAGUCUGGACUCUCUUGAUAUCGCUUCUGAAUGUGCGGAUCACCUGCUUGCCGGUAUCGAUACAACAGCCGAUUCGUUAAUGUUCCUGAUAUGGGCGUUGUCUCGCCCACAGAACUCGCAUAUACAGGAACGACUGGUCGAGGAAGUCCGUGACCUGCCAGAAGACGCCUUCGAAAAUAACAUGCCCAAGCUCGAUGUUAUCGAUAAACUCCCCUAUCUGAAUGCAGUCAUCAAAGAGACACUUCGACUUUAUGCUCCGCUGCCAGCUUCUGAGCCUCGAUCGAUCGGAACUGAUUGUAUUAUCUCUGGAUACACGAUACCUGCCCGCACUAUAGUCAACAUGUCGCCUUACUCCCUGCACCGCAAUGCCGAUGUGUUUGACAAGCCACUAGAGUUCAACCCUGAGCGGUGGUGCGGCGAGCCAGACAAAGUGGCACUAAUGAACCGAUGGUUCUGGGCUUUCUCGAGUGGUGGUCGUAUGUGUAUAGGNAUUACAGUAAGUCGAAGGCUAGCAGCAACCGUUUUUGGCCUCUAUACUAAAAGAUAUGACAGCUUGGCCAUGGCAGAGAUGACAGCCUUGACAGUCGCGGUCUACAGAGAUUAUAACACUUCUAUCGCCCCAGGCUUUGAGAACAAAUCGCCCGCAAUCACCUCACGAUUCGAGUUGUUCUAUGAUGUGACUGUCCCAGAAAUAGCAGAUCACGAAUGCAUGAUAACAUUCACCAAGGCAUCUUAG